AUGAUCGUAGACGGGCAGCUCGCCAUCUUCACCAACAUGCUGGGCAUGUCACUCUUCCUGCUUGACAUUCCCUACCACUACAUGGCAGUCAACAACCCCAAAAAGCAGGAGUGA
Messenger RNA from Carlito syrichta (Philippine tarsier), 114 nucleotides. Its product is annotated as dolichyl-diphosphooligosaccharide--protein glycosyltransferase subunit 4-like. The transcript has a single exon. Lineage: Eukaryota; Metazoa; Chordata; Mammalia; Primates; Tarsiidae. The coding region runs from base 1 to 114 and encodes 37 amino acids. The record is from RefSeq and is a predicted model, not a curated record. Gene Ontology annotation, cellular component: oligosaccharyltransferase complex.